AUGCAGUAUUUCACCAAAGAUGCGUCCAUGGUGUAUACGUAUGAUGGGAUACAAAAGACGAACGCGGGCAAUAUUAAGCUGCGACGUUUGAAAACAUCAUCGAUAUCUAGAUUGUUUUCAAGGAGCAAAACUGCACGUCUGCGUAACAGAGGCACAAGGAACAAACAAGCAAAAUUUGUAGGGUCUGAUUUGAAUAAAUUAGAGAGGUUCAUAUAUUCAGAGAGAUUCAUGCCAUGUGUCAUAUUCGUUAUCUGUAUAGUGACGCUACUGCAUCUGAUACUUGCCCGGCUGAUUAAUAUGUUUCAGGAAAUGGUCAAAUAUUAUUUCUACGCGAACCUUUUCGGAAUGGGCUGGGAUUGGUACUCGAAAUGGAACUGGAUAGUUUUACAUAUACUUGAGAAGUUCGUAUAG
This is a messenger RNA of Kluyveromyces lactis, 411 nucleotides long. RefSeq lists its product as uncharacterized. The transcript has a single exon. The coding region runs from base 1 to 411 and encodes 136 amino acids. The record is from RefSeq and is a predicted model, not a curated record. NCBI's taxonomy places the organism in Eukaryota, Fungi, Ascomycota, Saccharomycetes, Saccharomycetales, Saccharomycetaceae.